Messenger RNA from Phragmites australis (common reed), 1022 nucleotides. RefSeq lists its product as uncharacterized. Gene Ontology annotation, cellular component: ribosome; cytosolic large ribosomal subunit. The coding region runs from base 44 to 751 and encodes 235 amino acids. The record is from RefSeq and is a predicted model, not a curated record. Lineage: Eukaryota; Viridiplantae; Streptophyta; Magnoliopsida; Poales; Poaceae. Gene Ontology annotation, molecular function: 5S rRNA binding; structural constituent of ribosome. The transcript is spliced from 3 exons. Gene Ontology annotation, biological process: translation.
AAAAUGAUUUGGAAAACGAGAUUAUAGCCGUCAAAACCCAAGAAUGGCGCAGUGUCUCCGCGGCAAGAGCGCCGGGGAGGCGGCGAUCCGCGCGGCGGCGCCGUGGCGGAGGGCGGCCUUGGCGUCAUACCACCACACGAUCCAGGCGGUGCCGCGGGAGACGGCCGGGCCACGCGCCGCAGCGCGGGAGCGCCGCCACGGCCGCGUCCCGGCCGUCCUGCUCACGCUCGCCGGCGCCGGGCCCGGGGACGGGGUCGCGCACCGGAAGCUCCUCACCGCCGACAGGAAGCAGCUCGCGGAGAUGCUCAAGCAGUCGCCCUACUUCCUCACCACCCCUGCCCGCCUCCAGGUCCGAGCGGGCGAGCGAUCCACCGCCGUCGUGCACUCCGGCACCGUCCUCCCCAUCAAGUUGCAUAGAGAUGAAACCACAGGGAAUAUAUUGAACUUGGUAAUGGUGCAGGCAGAUGAGGGAACAAUGCUGAAGGUGAAUUUGCCUGUUGAGUUCAAGGGGGUGGAUGCUUGCCCUGGGUUGAAGAAAGCAGGAGGCUUUUUGCAGAAAAUAAGGACCAGCCUGGUGUAUCUCUGCCCAGCUGAGCACAUCCCUCAAAAAAUUGAGGUGGACCUGACAAAUCUCGAUGUCGGAGAUAGGGUAUUAAUGCAUGACAUCCCCGUCCAUCCAUCGCUCAAGUUGCUGAGUAAAAACGAGACCAUGCCUGUCUGCAAGAUUUUGGCCGCAAAGCCCGUUGAGUAGGAAACAAUACAAGAUUUCAGAACUGAUGACAUUGUGCCUGAGGUGGUACAGCCCUCCAACGAUUCCAUCUCUAGUUCUGGGCUUGCAUUUUUAGUUUUAUGUUCUCUAGGUUUCAGUGUGCUGGUAAAUCCAAACAAGUUAUCGUAUGUAAGAUACGAAUGAACCAAGUGAAGAACAAUCAGAAGCGUAUUCUUCUCUGUAAUGCUAUAAACUAACUUCCGUUACCUCUCAGUUCAGGGACAUAUGACAUGUAAGAAGACGUUUCGGAUUA